Podarcis lilfordi (Lilford's wall lizard) is the source of this 14451-nucleotide messenger RNA. The record is from the annotation of a GenBank genome assembly. Lineage: Eukaryota; Metazoa; Chordata; Lepidosauria; Squamata; Lacertidae.
AUGAUGGCCUGUGGAGCUCAGAAGCUGCUGUGUCUUGUAGCUCUCAUUGCCCUGUCAACUGGUGAGUCUAUCCGGUGGAAGCUAAAAUAGGAUUUGCCAUAUUUUUCCUGAUGCCUAUAUGCUAAUAUAGAAGCUAUUGUUCUGUGAUAAAAAGGAUUUGAUACAGAAGAUGCACCAAGGGCAAGAGAGGACAGGAGGAGGAGGAGGACCAGGCUAGGGUGAAAGGGACAUUUGCCCAGGGGCAAAAUUGACAUGGAGGCUGUUCUAUACUGACAAAAUUUAAGUUCAGAGUCAGAUCAGUUUGUGCAUGUGUGUGUGUGUACUUGAGGAGCACGAGCUUUCAUUGACAGAGGCUGGGUGGCCAACUGUCAUGGAUGCUUUAGUUGCGAUUCCAGCGUUGGACUAGAUCAUAGCUGUCAAGCGUCCCUUAUUUGGCGGGACAGUCCCUUAUCCCAGCGCCAUGUCCCACUGUUGUCCCUUAUUGAUGUCCCUUAAAUAAGCUACUGAAGGUAAUGAAGCCCUUUCUAUAUCCAGCUGUCCUUUGUCAACAACAAAUUGUUGCUGUUUUUUGUGUUGAAUAUAUGCUAUAUGGUAAUUUACGGACCUAAUAGGUAUCUAAAGCCAUUUGCAUGCAACAAAAUAUGUAUUUUAUCAAAGUAAUUGUUGAUCCCUUAUUUUGGCUGCUGAUCCCUUAUUUUCGAGGCUGCUGGUCCCUUAUUUUCAAAUCUGUAAGUUGACAGCUAUGGACUAGAUGACCCUCAGUGUCCCUUCCAACUCUACAAUUCUGUGAUUCUAACAUUUCAUCAGGUGCUGAAAUGAAGCAAAUGACAACAAACAUUUUAGAAGGAAACCUCACUGAAUCUUCAUCUUAAUAGCAAUAGAUCAUAAUUCCUUCCAUCAGAUUAAAGAAUCCAGUGAUUUGUUCAGGCAACGAAAUAUUUGGAUGUGCUCUUUUCCUGCAAUCUCACUUUCCUUCUAUCUGCUUGAACCAACUUAUCUGAGGUCCGUCACUUGAGGUCUUUGGUGGACUAUAGACUCCUUUCUCUUGAUAGAACAAGAAAUUAAUUUAAUUAAGAAAGGAAUGCAUAUCACUUUAAGAUUUCACCAAGGAGCUUUCCUUCCAAAUUGAAAAAACUUUCAUACUUUCUGUUCAUCCAAUUUCAGUAUCUGAUAAAGUGAAUUGUAGACUAAGGAAGUGUAUGCUUUUAAAAAUGAAACAAGCUGAUCUUUUAUUUUUUUAAAAAACAUUUUCUUUUAAAUUUUAUUCACAACGUGAAUGUUCUGCAAUGUGAUGUUCUGCAAUGUUUUCUAUGAGAGUCAGCCCCUGCCCCAACUCAGAGCUUUUUAAACAUUAGCUCAACCCCAGGGUAAGUUUUGCAAAUAUAUAUAUAUAUAUAUAUAUAUAUAUAUAUAUAUAUAUAUAUACUUUAAAAGCAGGAUGUACAGCAUAACACUACAAAUUGGCUGCAGGCUAUGGCUUAUUUCUACACUAUUGACAUGCAACCUCAGAUAUAAAACCCACUUAGUAUUAUGGGGCCUAUUCCUGUGUAACUGUGGCACAAGAUUUCAGUGUAGUUUUUAGAAUAAUUCCCCCUUUCUGGGGAAUAUUGAGACCUGUUCUGUGAGAGGGCUGGGAACCAUGAACAUAGAACUCUCAAAAUUGUCACUAAAUUACAGUUGCCACGAUUCUUCAGGGGGAAACGCCAUAAUAGUUAAACUGGUCUAAAACCAAUAUAAGUUUUUAAUCUUAACUGUAUCUAAAGGGUUACCCCAUCUCCUUGUUGCCUGUUGUUUUCAUCUGCCGUUUGCUGCUAUGCAUUGCCAGUUUUACAGCUAAUGCAGCUGUUUCCUCCUGUCCAGUUCUGCAAAGAAUCUUCCCCAUCUUUCAACUACCAGGACAAUCACUUCCCUUGUCCUUUUGUAGUUUCAAACAAGCAAAGCAUAGUUUUGCAACCUUCCCCUUGGAGAAGAGCAGGGCUGGCCCAUCCAUGAGGCAGACUGAGGCAGUCACCUUGGGCCACGGAAUCCAAGGGACAAUAACCCCAUGGUUACCCUGCCCCUGGAGAAGUGGCGGUGGCAGCUUCUAGAUUCCAGAAGGUCUCGCGAGAUCUCAUCAGAAGCCACUGGAGAAGCAACUGCAGUGGUGGCUUCCGAUCAGGGGUAUACGAAGUGGGGGGCGGAGGGGUCGGGCCACCCUGGGUGCCACUCUGGGGUGUGUGUGAGACAAGAUGACCCCUGCCUCCCCCAGCUGUAGAGUGGCCGAGGGCGCAUGCAGUCAGUAUGUGCAUGUGGCGUCUGUACGGGCUUCCACUCUCACACGGCGUCCAUACGGCCACGCAUGCGCACUCCAUACAGGAUGCUGCACAUGUAUGGACGUCGCACGCGAGCGGCAGCCCAUACAGAGUGCACAUGUGUGGCAUCCUGUACGGAGUGCAUGGGCUGCUGUGCAUGCACAGUCAGUAUGGACAUUGCAUGUGCACCACUGAGCAGUUGGCCCCCGUCCCUCGGCGUCCUGCCCCGGGUGCCGGAGAGGGUUCCUCCGCCACCACUUCCAGGUUCUAGCAAGAUCUCAAUGGAAGCCACUGCUUCUUCUCUCCUGUUGUGGACUGGUUGGACGCUGAGGAAUGGUGGGAGGAACCAGCUGGGGAACCUCCAGGGGAACGUCCCGGGCCACAGAGAGGUUAGGCUGGCCUCAACUAGAGCCAGGGCUUUUUCGGCUGUGGCUCCAAUCUGGUGGAACGCUCUAUCACAAGAGACUAGGGCCCUGCGGGAUUUGACAUCUUUCCGCAGGGCCUGCAAGACAGAGCUGUUCCACCAGGCCUUUGGUCAGGGCACAGCCUGACUCCCUCCUUUGGCAAUCUUUAGCCUAAUGGUUGCCAUCGUUUUGAGUUGAAUUAAUUUUAUAAUGAAAUGAUUUUAGAAUGUUGUACUAUUUUAUUGUUGUUAGCCGCCCUGAGCCCAGCUUCGGCUGGGGAGGGCGGGAUAUAAAUAAAAUUUAUUAUUAUUAUCAUGAUGAUGAUGAUGAUGGCUCAAAGCCCAGGAGAGAUGGUGGGGUGACAAUGAGUGGUCAGAGGAAGAAUAGGGAGAAGACUGGGAGGAGGAGGUUUCAGAAGCUGAAGAGGCAACGGCUUAGUGAGCUGGGAGAGUCUGCUGGGAAAGUGAAAUCCAGAAUCAGAGGCAGAAACUGAAGCAGGAGGGAGGAGGGAGGCCAAGAGGCAGAGAUGAGUCAGGCCAGUGAAGAGUCAUGGGUGUCUCACCUUCCUGCUGCAACAAGCUCCCCUCCCUCCCAGUCUCCCAGAACCAGAAGAGGCAUGAAGAGAGCAGAGGAAAGUUAGCUUCAUGAAGGCGCAGUUUCAGGUUGCUUGGGAAAGGCCCUGGAGAGGAGGGGACCUUCAGUCUCAGCAACUGCUUCAUGGGGGCAAGACCUGCUGGAGAUGAGCUGCUGUGCCCAUUAGGCAUGACACUCCUGUGCAGAUCCUGUCUUUGCUAAUAAAGAGUUAACUCCAACUUGGUCUGUAUGGUUUCCCGCUGGCUCAUUCCUGUUAGGCAGCUUCUGCGUUCUCGUGAGAUCUCACGGACCUCUCACAAGAUCUUGCCAGAACUUGGAAGUCACCACCACACAACCCCAGUAAGCGAGGACCAACAGGUGGGCAGAGGUGGCAGUGGAGGGGCGAAGGCACUUUUCCAUUGCCGCAGGUGAUAAAAUAGGAUGGGCCACCCCAGCAGCAGAGAGAGGUUCCAGGAUAGCACUGUAGGUCAGUUUUGUCUGGAGGAGGGAGUCCUAGCGGCAACUAGUGAUUAAAUAUCCAUUAAUUUACAAAUGUAUAUAUCAAGCAGAUAGCCUUCCAGCAAGCAGGCAGUCUAAAACAACUGAAGCACCCCUGAAGUUGCUCAUUCUAUCACCUUAUCCCACCUCCCAAUGUUAACUUCAGCCAGUGCUUGUUUAAAAACAACAACAACACCACACAUUUAGGGGUACUCUCAUUUUCCUACUCAUAUUGAAAUACUGCUCCUCAGUGAGGCCAAACUUAGAUUCACAAAAUGUUUAGGGGUAUGCAUAUCCCUGCGUCCCCCCAGAAAAAAAACACUGACCAGCCAAUAGCUGGGCAGGUGGCAAUGGGCUUUGUUGCAUCACUCAUAUCUUUCCCUUUAACUUCAAAAAUUCAAAGCAGCUGGAGGAGGUAUUCAUUUGAACACAGAAGCAUCACCAAGGAUGGGAGGGAGUUUAACCGUUUCCUUUGCUCCCCUAAGAGUUGUAAUAUUAGUUGCAGGGAUAGAUUUUUACCGGGAAAUCAGCACAGGGGGAGAAGGUUAACUGCCUUCCAAUAUGAAAUCAACAGGCACACACACAGCUGUUGUUUUAUAAAUGUUAGGGAAUUCAAUCACAGAUGUCCUUUAUCAUAUGCAGUUUGGCCUUGAUAUAUUCCAGAUGUUUGGAAUGUUUGCUGUUCAUUAAUUGGGAGACUCCACAGAUUGCCAACAUGUAUAAAGCUAUACAAAAUCUAGAGGGGAGAGGGGCAUUUUGCAUAACAGAGUAUUAUGGCUGUAACAGUCUAAAUUCAGUCAAAGAGUCUUUCAGCAGCUUAAAGAUUAACACAUUUAUUAUGGCAUAAGCCUGGGUUUGAGUCUACAAAAGUGUAUACCAUAUUACAUUUGGUUAGUUUUUAAAGUCCCAUUUAUGUGGGUAAAUAAAUUAAAGUUGAAUCCUGAAAAUGAACAGGCCUUAUAUGUUUUGAGUUCUCAAGUCUGGUAGGUGGAGAGGUGACAUAUUCUGCACUCCCCUGGAAGGGUCAAGUCCAUGCCUUUGGGAGAUGGGGCUUGUGGAUCCAACACUGUCCUUGGAGGCACAUGUAGCCUCAGUGGCUGGGAGUGGCUGGUUCACCAGGUACAGUCUCUCCUGGACAGAAGGGGCUUGGUCACUAUCAGGGCAGGCCUGUCCAUGAGCAGACUGAGGCAAGAGAGGACUGUUGUUAUGAUGGCUAUUUUUUUUUUUUUAUUAGGCUGUCUGGCAGUAGGCUUUUUAUUAUGUUUUUAUCAUUGAUGUUCUGUAAUGUGUUUUUAAUAUUGUACACCGCCCUGGGAUCUUUUGAUAAAGGGCAGUAUAUAAAUUGAAACAACAAACAAACAAACAAACAAUACGCUGACAUAAAUAUAUUUUGCUUUGCUGGACCCACCUAUUCUGCUGAAUAUAUAGUGUUGUGUUCUGGCUGGACUUGUUUAAUCUUUGUAACUGUACGUUUUAGAAGGUUUUAUAUUACUGCAUUGUUCUAACCUGGUCUGAGACCUUGCGGUGAAGGGUGGAAAAAGUAUAAACUCAGUUUUCAUUAUUUAUUCGUUUUCCUCCCCCCCAUCCCCCCCCCAACAAAAACCACCUGCAUGACUCUCUCUCCUGCCUCCCUUUCUUUAACAAUGUGGGAACUGCAGUUCCAUCUUUGGUGUGGGAGAGAGUAAGGACAUUGUUAAUUUGUUGCUGCUGCUUUAUUUUAACACAUGCGAAUUACACAAGGGAAACAAUCUUUUUCUUUGUCCUAGACUGGUUUCUGCCUGUGGUCAUUGCUCAGGACGAUCCUACAGGUACGUUUCCUUUAAUUCUGCACCAAUGCUUCAAUCCUAAACAGAUGUAAAAAGGUAAAGGGACCCCUGACCAGGAAGUAAGUCUCACUAGACUCAGAACUAAUCUAUACAGUACUUGUGAGUUAUAACAUUAUAUAUGUGUUAUAAAAUGUGACACCAGGGGGCUCUGUACAGCAGCCAAUGGAAAACUGCAUGGAGAGCUAUAUAGUGGGGUUUUUUUAGAUCGGAGUAGAUUCAGCCUCAGUCUGCAUAAUCAUGUUUAGUGCAGUUAUGCAGCUCUGUAAUGUGGUGUUUGAAUGUGUGUGCUCGUAUAUGGGAGGCAGAGGACGUGGGUGGCGCUGUGGGUAAAACCUCAGUGCCUAGGACUUGCCGAUCGCAUGGUCGGCGGUUCGAAUCCCCGCGGCGGGGUGCGCUCCCGUCGUUCGGUCCCAGCGCCUGCCAACGUAGCCGUUCGAAAGCACUCCCGGGUGCAAGUAGAUAAAUAGGGAGCGCUUACCAGCGGGAAGGUAAACGGCGUUCCGUGUGCUGCGCUGGCUCGCGAGAUGCAGCUUGUCACGCUGGCCACGUGACCCGGAAGUGUCUGCGGACAGCGCUGGCUCCCAGCCUAUAGAGUGAGAUGAGUGCACAACCCUAGAGUCUGGCAAGACUGGCCCGUACGGGCAGGGGUACCUUUACCUUAUAUGGGAGGCACAUAUUAAAGGUCCACACACACACACACACACACACACACACACAUAUAUGCAUAGGCAUGUAUCUGAGCAUAAAUCAUGCAUUCCCAUGUAAAAUAUGAUAUUCUGAUAAUGAAAUAGGACAGCAUGCAUGCUACAUGCUGUGAAGCUGCCAGAUUCCCUUCAUUUUCAAAUGCUUGCUCUUUGUAUAGUACAAAAUAUCACUGAAAGUGCAGAGUGCACAUUCAAGCAAUGCUUACGAAGAACCAUAAAGCACAAACAAAGUAUAGCUGGCACUGAAGAACGCUCAAAGUGGUUGACGACUGGCUUCCGGAUAAGGUCCUGCUUCCAAGAACUUCCUCAGAUAAUAACACUUCAAAAGUGUUUUAAGGCCCUGAUUGCAGUUUUCAUAACUGGGAGGACUUCAGGGAUGACUAUCUCUCCAAAGAAUUUACUUGAUUCCAAGAGGAAUCAAUACCACUGCAAAAGUCCAAAAUUAUGGGCAGACAAAGACCUUCCAGAAAUGUAUACUUUACAAGUGCUAUGAUAUUUGUCAGCUGCUUAGAGCAUUCUUCAACGAUUUUUGUACUGCAUGGUUCUUUGUAAUGCUGGAAAGUAUGUACACAUUGUGCUUGUACUGAUAUUUUGUCUACUUUAUUGUAAACUUCCCUCAUUAUUAUCUUGUUGUUCACAGUCGUGUGUCCUUCAGCAUUCUUUUGUGGUUUUGCCAGUUACAAUGUGACAAGCAAAUAUUUUCUGGAGAAUUUUAAAAUGUGGAACUGAGAAUUUGCCCAAUAGCAGCAGUGUGUGGGUUGUGGGUGGGGGUGUAAGUAAAAACAGCCACAUCAUCACCCUCUCACCUCUGGGCCUGACCUGUCCUCAGAUCCACUAGCAGAAUAGCCUGAUGGAUUGGAUUUGAAAUUGUUUUUAUAUAUCAACUUGCUUUAAUUUUUUAUUGUUUGUGUUUUACUGUAAAACUGCUUCAAGAUGUUUCAUAGGAAAUGAUUCAUAAAGAGAAACAAACAACUGUGUGCAUAGCUUCUUCUUGUUGCACAUCCACCUCUAGUGCCGAGGCCUAUUCACACAUGCUGCUUUCUAUGAUUAUGCCUAAGAUUUUGUUGAUUUUUUUAGUGUGCAGCUUAAUGAAGAAGACAAACCUCUGUUUGCAAACACAGGUAUCAUACAAGUACAGUGGUACCUCGGGUUACAUACGCUUCAGGUUACAGACUUCGCUAACCCAGAAAUAGUACCUCAGGUUAAGAACUUUGCUUCAGGAUGAGAACAGAAAUCGUGCUCCGGUGGCACGGCGGCAGUGGGAGGCCCCAUUAACUAAAGUGGUGCUUCAGGUUAAGAACAGUUUCAGGUUAAGAACGGACCUCCGGAAUGCAUUAAGUACGUAACCAGAGGUACCACUGUACAGUGGUACCUCAGAAGUCAAAUGGAAGUUGUUCUGGAAGUCUGCUCAACUCCCAAAACUUUCAGAAACCAAUUCAUCGCUUCUGAUUGGCUGCAGGAAGCUCCUGCAGCCAAUCAGAAGCCACGGAAGCCCCAUCGGACGUUCGGGUUCCAAAGAACAUCGGCAAACCAGAACACUUCCAGGUUUGCAGUGUUUGGGAGCUGAAACGUCCGAGUACCAAGGCUUUCGGGAUCCAAGGUAUGACUGUACGUGCAUCACCAGGUCUGCCAAGUGAACACUUGGUGGGAGUCCCAGGUUUGCUGCCGCAUAAUGUGUGGAAUGCUUCUUGGGUAUAUAUAUAUAUAUGCACAUCCACACUAUAACAUCCCUUCUCCUUUCAGCUGACCCUACAGCAGGAGCGGCAGAUGUGCCAGGUCAGUCCCCAUUUUGGUGCACGCAAUGCCUUGUCAGCCUUCAGUGUUGGCUCUUUGCUGCUACGAGUUAGAAGAUUGCUUUACAAGGCCUGGGGCUGGGGCUGCAGUUUGCAGCUGAGCACCCUACCUGCUUCUCUUUCCCCGAUCUGCUCUGGUGAAGAAAGGGUUUGAGAGCACACUUAAGAGGGGAGGAGGGAGGGAGUGGGCAAGUGGAUGAGUGCCGACCAACAUUUUCUCCCGAUGUCUAGCAACAAAGUUUGCAUCACGGGCUCCAGCAAAUGCUAUGCUGGCAGCAGUUCAGUAAGGAUCUAACUGGAAAUUAAAAACAAUAAUUUUGGGGGGUUUAUUUAUAAGGCAAGCAACCUAGUUGCAUAGGCUUCCUGACCCACAGUUUGGGAAAUGCAUCUCCACCCCCAUCAUUCAGCCCAUACAUGGAGGUCCAGUGCCGAUGACCUUCUGGCAGUUCCCUCCCUGCAAGAAAUGAGAUUACAGGGAACCAGGCAGAGGGCCUUCUCGGUAGUGGCGCCCACCCUGUGGAACACCCUCCCAUCAGAUGACAAGGAAAUAAACAACUAUCUCACUUUUAGAAGACAUCUGAAGGCAGCCCUGUUUAGGGAAGUUUUUUAUGUCUGGUGUUUUAUCGUGUUUUUAAUAUUCUGUUGGAAGCUGCCCAGAGUGGCUGGGGAAGCCCAGCCAGAUGGGCGGGGUAUGAAUAUAUUAUUAUUAUUAUUAGUUACUAUUAAUUGCGUUUAAACCCUUUCCCUUUUCCUUCCAGGUGACACUGCCCCAUCAACAGCACCUGGUAAGUUCAAUUUUGUUCUCUAUCCCUUUCUUCUCCUGCUUGCUCUCCCCUGUUCAACCAAUGGCCUGACUCACACCUCACAUAAAACCAUAAUUUAAAACAAAAUGGGGUUAAUGCAGAUGAUUGGCUUGCUGGUGCACAUUGCUCAAAAGGUUUUCAUGACGCUUCUCUCUCCCCACUACCCUCCACUGUGCCUUGCAUUAUCCAAACCUGGGCUUGUAGUUUAUUUCCUCCAGAUAAACCAGAAAUAAACCCAUAUUUGUUCUGGCCUUAGUGCUCAUGGUUUGUUUGGAAGGAACAAACCAUGUGCCUGAGUUCAGACCACAUGAUGAGCCAGAUUCUUAUUAUUUGAUCUGUCAUUUGGUGGCAGGGGAGCAGCACUGCAGAAACUUUUGAGCAGGUUCAAGCAAAUGUUUUAAUCACAGAGCUUCCAGAAGUUACAGCAAACACAUCCUCAUCCAUUGGCAGUAAAGUGAAGAUGAAAAAAGGUUCCAAACGACUUAAAAAGAAAAGUAUUUGGUUUCCUUAUAAAACUGAUGGUGUUCGAGCACCAAGGCGUUUGAGAAUCAAGGUUCCACUGUACAGUGGUACCUCGGGUUACAUACGCUUCAGGUUACAUACGCUUCAGGUUACACACUCCGCUAACCUAGAAAUAGUGCUUCAGGUUAAGAACUUUGCUUCAGGAUAAGAACAGAAAUCGUGCUCCGGCGGCGCGGCAGCAGCAGGCGGUCCCAUUAGCUAAAGUGGUGCUUCAGGUUAAGAACAGUUUCAGGUUAAGUAUGGACCUCUGGAAUGAAUUAAGUACGUAACCAGAGGUACCACUGAAGUUGUUUUUGAAAUUUGUGGGUCAACAUUGCGCUGGGUGUAUCAGUGCCGAGAAAUGCACUCAUCUGCUGUGAAUUUCAUGAGGUGCUUUCUGGUUCCUGUAUUAGCAGAAAGAAUCCACACAGUUCCACAUCUGCAUAUUAAAUAUUGGCUAUUUCGAUCUAUAGCCAUGUUCAGGCAUUUGUCUGAGCACACACAAGCUCAAAGUUUGGGCAGCUGCAGGGGUAUGUGUGCAAGCCCCACCUCCCACCCCAUGUAUCUGGUGUACGUUGGCUCCAGAUUUCCUGUGCUAAGCAAGGAAGGGGCUUUUUGGUUUGUUCAUUUUAUUCACGUAGGCUGGGGAUUGAGUGGGCAGGACUGAGUCAUGUGCAGAUACUGACCCCAUCCACAUUUUGGACUUUUAUCUCAAUUAGAGUUGCAGAGAUUAAUAAUGUGCAUGAUUCAAACACUGUUUCCCCUAUGAACUCAUGAAAAAAAGUUUAGCGCACUUAAAACACACACGUGGCUUGCAAAAGUAUUCUAUAAAAACAAUAAACCUGAAUCCACAAAAUGUAUUAGCCAAAGCUUAAGGGUUAAGGGCAGUGCUAUUUUUGUAGAAAAAGAGGUGCUUGAACUCACCAUGAACACCUCCCUUAUCUCUUAGAAUGGCAGUGGCACCCACCUGAGAACUGCCGGGUCUGAGUUCCUAUGAGUUCCCCCUGAAAAAGCCCUGGUUAAGGGUGCUAAUGGAAACCACUAUUGUGAAGAAAUGGGUUAAUCUAGUGCAAGGGUAGCUACCAAUACAUCUGGAGAUGGCUUGGUGGCGGCAGGAAUUUUAAAGAUGCUCAGAUUAUCUGCUUGAUGGGACACACCACUGCAGCACUGAAUUGGUGCGAAUUUGACUAGCCUUCACUAUCUCCCAAUAAACCCACAAGACAGAGAGACUGCAAGUUGUGUACAUUUAAGUCCAUGGCCACCACUGUAUGCAGGGGUGAACGAAGGCUAAUCAACACCCAGGGCAGGGGAAACUGCUGGCUGCGCACGCGUUGCUCCGCUACGUAUGACGCAUGUGUGGUGUCGCUACAUACGUGCGUGGCGUUGCUACGUAGAGUGCAUGUGCAGCAUUGCUACGUAUAGCGCAUGCAUUGUACGUAGCGGUUUGCCACCGGCGCCACCCAAGCGGUGGUGGGAUCCUCUGCUUGCGGCUGUAGCGGUGAUGGAGGGAUCCCACCGCCGUCUGUAUGGCGCUUGGGCAGCGCCGGUGGCAAACUGCUAUGUACAGCACAUGUGCAGCGUCGCUACAUACAGCACAUGCAUGCAACACCGCACAUGCGUUGUACAUAGCAGUUUGUUGCCGGCACCGCUUGAACACCAUACAGACGGUGGCAGAAUCCUCUGCUCACAGCUGCAGCCAUGAACGGAGGAUCCUCCACAUGCAGCUGUGGUGGCGCGAUGGCUGCUUGCGCCGCCGCGCCUGGGGGCAGUGGGGCGCGCACCCCAUGGGGUGCCUUCUUGUCACCCCCCCUCCCCAGGCAUGGCACCCGGGGUGCACCGCCCCCCCUUGCGACGCCACUGACUGUAUCUCUUGGGAAUAAAUUCCACUUUAACUAUUCAUUGUGUGCAAAGGUACUUCUUUGUGUCUGUCCCAAAACAAUACAAUUUGUGACAUGUGGUGCCCAGAACACUCUACUCAAGUAUUCCAAAUGUGUCUGCACCAUAAAGUAAUAUAAAUGCGUUGUGAUGAUGACAGUUUCAUUUUUGAUCCCUAGCAUGGAAUUUGAUUUCCUCACUUGAUGUUUUCAUGGACUUAUCCACUACAACCUCAGGAUCCUGUAUCUAGUCAGGCAUUGCCAGUUCAGAAGGUCUUCCCACUUAUUUUCCAGCAUUGUCUGUUCCAGAUUGAAUAUACCGCCAAAGUCUGCACAACACAGCUUUUCAUUGAUUUUAUCCCCCAGCAUUCUAAGUUGCUUGCGAAAUAUUUUCUGUGGAUGGAGUACUUUGCACAAAAUUCAGCAUGUAAAUAGGAUGGCAUGGUGUGAGCAGGAUGAAAUUUCAGUCUGCAAGAGGAAACGGUAGAAAAGUUACUGCAGGCCAGUGCCAUUAAAGGAAAUAUCUCACUUGCUCUCUUGGCAGUCACUUUCAAUGAGCCACCAUCCCAUUGAUGUAGCCACACCGAUGGCAUUAACUUGAACAUGUCCCUCUUUGUUUGCUCCCAGAAUGCCGUGAAGAGCAAUUUCCUUGUACACGGUUGUACUCUGUUCAUAAGCCGGUGAAGCAAUGCAUCAGUUACUUGUGUGUUACCAGGUAAGAGAGGAAACGCUCUGGUAGAAGCUGAAAAGGUUUAGGAAUUCUCUGCUAAGAUGUCCCAUAUUCUAUGAUUCUACAAGAUAAUACAGAUAGUUUUGGCAGGCGUCUUUGGAUACGAUUUCUUACAAUGAUCUGUGAAAAGUAAUUACUAUUAAUUUAAUUUGUUAGUUGCCUAACAGGGCAAUCUCUAGGUGACUUGUAACCAAUUUUAAAAACAUUUGAAAAUGGUUAAACACCAUAACCGCCAACAUUUAAACGACCAGGAGUCAUUUAAAGGGGCAGCUGGUAUACCAUGGCAGAAAGACAAAAGGAUGAAUGCCACGAGUGGCACAGGAAGCUGUGAACUAUCACUGGAAUUUCCCACCCCCACCAGAUACUAACCCACCCCAUUUUUAGCACAGUUUAAAGCAGGAACUGGCCAUCUAUUUUCAUCCAUUUUCUGCAGCCGCAACAGCUGGAGACUUGCUUUUUUGUCCAAAUGAAAGUUUCACUUGAUCAUAUUUCUCAGCAAUUACCCAGGGCACAGGGCCAUUAUCUGUAUUCCAGAUAAUGCUGGUUGAGGCUGAUGGUAGUUUUGAGUAAUCCAGAGAACACCAGACUCUCUAGAAGGCAGAUUUGGAACAAGGAAGCAAAGGGCAGGGCAGAGAAUUCGUACUCCUCCCCUUUCCCCCAGCAACUGCUUUUCUUUUCCAAAUCACAGUCCCCACAUCUGCUUUUCCUGUAAAACAAAUCAAAUGAAAAUCCCUGAAAUGAGAGGUAAUUGACUAGAAAUAUUAUCUCGAGAAAAUAAACUAAAUAAUAAGAAAAAUAAAAAAGCUUAAGGAAAAAAUUAGAAAAACCUAAAAUUGAACAAAGCCUUUAUGGGAUGUCGGCUACAAACCUCGUUUCACUGAACUAUUCAGUUUCCUCAGAAGGAAAUAGAAAAGUCAUAAACUUUAAAUGACAAUUUUUUUAAAAAAAAGGGUAGACCCCCCCCCAAAAAAUUUCUGAAGUAUUAUAAUCCUAGUUCUACCUAGGUAAAGCGUAGUAAAACAAGCUUGUGUAGGUUCUGUAACAUACAUUUGUGUGUAAUGUGUAGUUCGGCCUUUUGCUCCUCUGCUAGCAAUGAUUUAGCCACAGUUAUUUGUCGGUACCAGUUUUUGGUGCGCAAGGAUUUAUGUUCCUACUCUUUGCCUUCUCCCCACCACCCACCACCCCUGUUUCUGGUGACAGUGUCCGUCGGACAUACAUGAUAAACAAGGAAAUCUGCUCUCGCAUUGUCUGCAAAGAGGAUGAAGCCAUGCAGGGUGAGUAAAGAUGUCCAUAGGGAUGUGCCCCAUAAACCAGGAAGAAAUAAAGUUGCUCAGUUUCUCUUAGAGGAAGAAGAUGGCCUAUAUCAUAGGUGCAUGCCCUUGUGUGAAUGGCCAACAUUCAGAGGCAGGCAACAUAGUCCAAGAAGGGCGCUGGCAAAUGGGGAAAGGUACAAAAAUGGUGAAGGGCUUACUGGCAAUAGCAAUAGUGGAGAAAACUGAAGACCCAGAGAUGCUGUCUUGAAUAUAAGACCUUUGUGGUUGGAGAAAUACAUCGCAAAAUUCAGAUAAGUUCAAGUUUCAAAGAAACGACUGUUUCAGUUCUCAUAUUGUUCCUGAAAGUGCAGAUUUAAUAGAUUGGCCUUUAAGUACAAGCUGAAUUGAAUUUCUUUCCCACCCCUACUCCCAAGAAAGUGUCUUGAAAUCAGCGCCAGCAUCCCUCUGAUCCUCUACAGUGGUGCCUCGCAAGACGAAAUUAAUCCGUUCCGCGAGUCUCUUCGUCUAGCGGUUUUUUGUCUUGCGAAGCACGGCUAUUAGCGGCUUAGCGCUAUUAGCGGUUUAGCGGCUAUUAAAGGCUUAGCGGCUUAGAAAAGGGGGGGGGAGCGAAAAAAAUCUGAAGACUCGCAAGACAUUUUCGUCUUGCGAAGCAAGCCCAUAGGGAAAUUCGUCCUGCGAAGCGCAUUGAAAAACGGAAAACCCUUUCGUCUAGCGGGUUUUCCAUCUUGCGAGGCAUUCGUCUUGCGGGGCACCACUGUACUUGGCAUAUAUGGAAGCAAGUUGUCCUUUCUCAGUGGCCACAAUUUGAAGAGUCUGAAUGGGGGCCAUUCUACUUCACAAUGCCGCUGAUGCUUCCCCCCCUUUAAGUAAAACUACUUCAGGAGGAGAAAAUAGGGAGAGAGGGGUGUCAGACUCUUUCCCCGCAACCCUUUCCCCCCUCACAGAUGUGCUGUUAACCACUAACUAUAAUGUACACCCACGUGUGCAUACGGCCGGGUUGGAAAUUAUGUGGCAUGGUUAACCCACUCUUGAGCUCCUUCUCUCUCAUCUUUCUCUAGAGGAGAUCUGCCGUCAGAUGGCUGGCCUGCCACCACGCCGCCUCCGUCGCUCGGGUCGCCCUCGAGGACCACCCUGCCGGCGGGCUCAGCUCCGACGACAGAAUGCUGUUGAUGCUCAGUGA